Symsagittifera roscoffensis is the source of this 2248-nucleotide messenger RNA. RefSeq lists its product as uncharacterized. Bases 308 to 2020 code for a protein of 570 amino acids. NCBI's taxonomy places the organism in Eukaryota, Metazoa, Xenacoelomorpha, Acoela, Convolutidae. The transcript has 2 exons. The record is from RefSeq and is a predicted model, not a curated record.
UUGAAGUUUAGCCGACUACUUUGUAGUGUCAUUAUUAUUUACAGCCCCUCUAUUCACAAAAUAACCCCCUAGCUCUAAAGACGGCCCAAAUAAAUUUAUUAUUCAUUUCUCAAAUCUUUGCUAUUGUGUUCAGCUUUCUCCACAUUAUUGAAACUCAGUCGACCAAAAAUUUGCUCCCAGUUCCGUAUACUUUUCAUUUUCAGAGACAACCGACGCUUUAGAUUUGCUCUUACUGCAUCAUAGCUUUAAAAUUUUUGCCUUAAAUUCAGAUAUCUAACACUGCCUUUGCAUUACGCAAAAAAUCAAAAUGAUCGACAAACGAGAACCUUCACCAACAACUUUGUUGUCAAGCACCUCAGACAUCGAAAUCUUGAACCCGAUGCUCUCAAACGACGAUUGGACUUCGAAGGCCGAUUGUAAAUCAACCCAAUCUGGCUCCAUAUCGACCAACCCGCUGGCAAAGCUGGCAGCCGCCUGCACCAGUCUUUGCAACGACAUGAAGCCCAAAAACUCCUCUCCUGGAUACGCCAGCUCUCGAAAUCAAUUCAGCUACCCUGUCUCGUCUGGCAACCAUCAGAACCCAGUUUCUUCUGGUCAACAACUCCCCGUAACUUCGACUUUGCUUUCACAUCUAAGCGCUCUUCAGAGCCAACAGCAACCGGCAAAUAAUGCUCAAAAAAGUUCCGAGUUGAACUAUCUUCUGGCACAUGAACUUCUAGCUAAGCAGCAAAGCACCGGACUCGCUCUGGAAACCCUGGCCGCUCUUCAAGCCCAAAACCAACAGAUCUCAAAACCAAUUCCUAGUUUGAACUCGUUCGCUUCUGGAAGUAACCCAAACUUGGAGCAUUUGACCAAAGUGUACUUGCAAACUCUGGCUGCUAAACGAGAACUUACUCAAUACCCCGCGUUUCAGCCCAAUUCUCUGGACUUACUCAUGUCUCCGACAGCUAGCAGCACAGAAAAGCUUCUGAGUCCAAGUUCAACAUCUCAUUUACUGCAGUCGAACGGAUCUCAUCUUCACAAUGGUAUCGACUACCGCCUGUGUCCGUGUGCGGCGUGUCAGACGCUCAGAUUGAACCUUCUGAGUCUUCAACAGCAACUGGCUAAGACUACAAACUCGACUGUCAGUGCUCCUGAUUUUAGUGCACCAUUGCAGCCCCAGCAACACUACUUGAUGCCUCAGAAAAACCCAAUCACUGGUAGUAUUCAAUACGUCUCGAUAUGCAGCGACUCGAAAAACUGCUCUCUGUGCACUAAACCGGCAAAUGUAAACAAUAACUACUUGCAGCAACCAUCGGCAAUUAGUCCGACCGGUCUGACUGCCGAACAGUACCUUGCAGCUUUAUCUGGCCACGUGCACCAAGCAGCAUCGAAUUCGUCGAAGACUCCAUCGCCUAAACCUGGCAAAGUGACCCCUGACUUUUCAGCUCCUCUUCAAAUCAGCACAUCGCCUUCUCCGACGAUUCAAGAAAUCGUGCCUUCUGAUAUUACCUGUAGCUGGACCGAAAAUGGGACCCCUUGCGGUCAUAAAUUCGCCUCUGAGGAUCAGCUUUUUGACCAUAUCAAAAAAGUACACACUUCGAACCAAACUGUUUCAAGUUCUCAACCUUCAGUGCCUAAGCAAGCGUCGCCUUUGAAUAGCCUUUCCGGUUUGACCAAUGAUACUUCAGCCACUAGUCCUCUGGUCUCAUUGAAAAACUUGUCCAGAAAGGUGUUACCUGAACCCGUCAACCACCACUCACUGUCGGCUUCUCGGUUCCACCCCUAUUCGAGACCCGCUCUUCACGAUUCACGACUCCAAUCGCUGACCAAUCAGAUCGCUGCAAGACAAGCCGCUCCAACACUUCCGCUGUUGUCUUCGGCUCAGCUAUCUCUCGGCUCUUUUGGAGCUCUUGGGUUACCGUCGGUUGCACCUCAGCCAACUCCCGCGUUGCCUUUCUCCUUUUCAACCAAUGGCAGCUCUCAAUUUGCUUCAGCCAAUCAGAUGUCGAGCCUACUUUUUGCAGCAGCUGCUCGAUAAGAAAAACGGACCAAAAACUUUCGCUUUAAUGUCGUUCCUUCGAGAAUGAGACUUUACGCAAUACUAGCCUGCCUGAGCCCCAAAAUCGGGAACUCAAAAUUUUGUUCAGCAAAAUAUCAUUGAAUGAACUUGAACUAGAUUGUAUUUUUAUUCAUGUCGAUUAUAAUUUUCUCUGUCAAUACAAAUUAGAUAGUAUUCUUUCAUCAAAUUGAAAACUUUUAAAAUUAA